AUGCCGUCGCGAACCCUUCCAACCUUCACCCGUGCCGAGGUCGAAGCACACAACUCCAAGACUUCCUGCUACGUCUCCAUUGGCAACAAGGUCUACGAUGUGACCGAUUUCGCCGAUGAUCACCCCGGCGGCGCUGAUCUUGUCCUCGACUACGCCGGCCGCGAUAUCGAAGAGAUCCUCAAGGAUCCUGAUUCCCACGAGCACUCCGAAGCCGCAUACGACGUCCUCGAUGACUCUUUGGUCGGCUUCCUCAUUUCCGAAAAGUCCGCCAAUGGUCAUGCUAAUGGCCAUGCCAAUGGAAAUGCCAAUGGCAAUGGAGUUGCCAAGGUGGCCAACGGCGAUGCCACGACCAACGGCGAGCCUUACGUCCACCCUCGAACCGGAAUGUCCUGCGCCGAGGACUUGAGCAAGGAUACGGAUUUCGACAACGACUACAAGAGGCACAAGUUCCUUGAUCUGAGCAGGCCCCUCUUCCCUCAGAUUUGGUUCGGUGGCUUCUCCAAGGAGUUCUACCUUGACCAGGUUCAUCGCCCUCGCCACUACAAGGGCGGCCAGUCUGCGCCUCUGUUCGGAAACUUCCUCGAGCCUCUCUCCAAGACCCCUUGGUGGGUGAUUCCCACCGUCUGGGGACCUUGCGUCGUGUAUGCCGUCUACAUGGCUUCCCAGGGCUAUGACAACCAGCUCUACACUGCUGGGUACUUUGCCUUUGGAUUCUGGUUCUGGUCUAUUAUCGAAUACGUCCUGCACCGAUUCCUGUUCCACCUCGACUACUAUCUGCCCGACAACCGUGUGGGCAUUACGCUGCACUUCUUGCUCCAUGGCAUUCAUCACUAUCUCCCCAUGGACAAGUAUCGUCUCGUCAUGCCUCCCACGCUCUUUGUAGUCUUGGCUUACCCUUUCUGGCAUUUCGCACAUGCCGUCUUUGCGUACAGCUGGCAUGCCGCUACCGGAGCCUUUGCCGGUGGUCUCUUUGGCUACAUCUGCUACGAUUUGACACACUACUUCCUUCACCACCAGAACCUGCCUCUUUGGUACAAGGAACUCAAGAAGUACCAUCUUGCUCAUCACUUCCUCGACUACGAGCUCGGUUUCGGCGUCACGAGCAAGUUCUGGGACUCCAUUUUUGGCACUGAGCUCAUCUACAACGUCAAAAAGACAAACUAA
This is a messenger RNA of Fusarium keratoplasticum, 1164 nucleotides long. RefSeq names its product Ceramide very long chain fatty acid hydroxylase. Gene Ontology annotation, cellular component: membrane; endoplasmic reticulum. Gene Ontology annotation, molecular function: fatty acid 2-hydroxylase activity; iron ion binding. The record is from RefSeq and is a predicted model, not a curated record. The transcript is spliced from 2 exons. Bases 1 to 1164 code for a protein of 387 amino acids. Gene Ontology annotation, biological process: fatty acid metabolic process; lipid biosynthetic process. Lineage: Eukaryota; Fungi; Ascomycota; Sordariomycetes; Hypocreales; Nectriaceae.